Molecule: messenger RNA, 1845 nt
Organism: Mycotypha africana
Lineage: Eukaryota; Fungi; Mucoromycota; Mucoromycetes; Mucorales; Mycotyphaceae
Product: U3 small nucleolar ribonucleoprotein complex, subunit Mpp10
Exons: 4
Coding region: 1-1845 (614 amino acids)
Biological process (GO): rRNA processing
Cellular component (GO): nucleus; sno(s)RNA-containing ribonucleoprotein complex; Mpp10 complex
Source: RefSeq, a predicted model, not a curated record
AUGCCUACUAGUAAACAUCCUCUUAGUCAAUUUAUAACUGAUGUGGUAGAUAAACCACAAGUUUUUUUUACGACCAACCAGAAAUUAGCAGAUAAUGCACUUGCUAUUGCAAAACACUUUUAUGAUGAUGGUAAAUUUGUCAACUCAAAAAAAGUGGAAACGUCUCAACUAUCACCGUUUACAGAGCUGUUUGUAGAAGGGUUCGAUACGGAUCAAGUGUGGGAGGAACUUGUAACUCAAAACGAACCCUUUUUAGAUUAUGCAUCGUCCAAGUUAAAAUCUUUUAGCAAAAAAGAGACAUCGCCAUCACUACCACAACAACAAAGAGAUACAACUGAUGAUGAAAGCGAAAGUGUGUCUGGUCAGUCGAUGGAUGUAGACCAUGAGGAAGGUUUCCAAAGUGAAGAAGAGGAUGAAGAAAUGAAAGAAUCAGAGGAUGAUGAACCAUUAGAAAGUAAUGGAGAGAGUUCAGAUGUUGAAAAAGAGGAUAAAGAUGAAAUAGAAGAAGAAGACGAUUAUAUACCCAAGAAAAAGACUUCAGAAGUAGAUGAUGAUUUCUUCAAUUUGGAAGAAUUUAAUAAAUGGACAGAUGAACAAGAAAGACUCGACAUGUUGUCCGAUCGUGAAGAGGAUGACGAUGAUGUUGAUUUUGAUCAAGACUUGGAUGAAGAAGAAGAAAGUCAAGAUGAAGAGGAUGACGAGGAUGAUGUUGUUCAAGCUGCUGAAAUGACGUUUGAUGAUUUCUUUGGCGACCGAAAAACGAUUGAAAAGAGAAGAAAAGCCGAGGCUUCAGUUGAAAAGAAAGUUCAAUUCGAGAAAGAGGAGGAGGAAGAAGAGGCAGCUGAAAAGCCAGGCUCGGAAAUAGAAGAGGACGAUGACGAUAGAAUGGAGAGUGAUGAUGCUUCAGAGGGACCUGCAAGGGAUCUCUUUGCUGACGAGGAUGCCUCGGACAAGUCUGAUAAUGAAGAAGAAGAAGAAGACGAAAAGUCAGCUUUCCAGAAACAACAGGAACGGAUUCAACAACAGAUUGAACAGUUUGAACAAGAGAAUAUCCAAGGUAGACAUUGGACAUUACAAGGUGAAGCAACGGCCAAGGCAAGACCUGUCAACAGUCUUUUGGAGGAAGAUCUCGAAUUUGAGCAUGCCAAUAAACCCGUUCCUGUGAUUACUCAAGAGACCACCAACACACUAGAAGAGAUGAUCAAAAAGCGUAUUUUGGAUAAUAUGUUUGAUGAUGUGGAGCGUAAAGUAGACCCCACGCUGAAGCCGUUUGUGCCCUCCAAGAGAGUCGAGCUGAGUGAUGAGAAGUCCAAGCAAUCUCUUGCAGAGAUCUACGAAGACGAUUUUAUCCAUCAGCAGGCAGGAGAACAAAAGAAGGAUGCGCGUGACGAAGCUUUAGAGAAAGAACAUGAUGAGAUCACACACAUGUUCAAUGACCUCUGCUACAAGUUAGACGCACUUUCCAACUUCCACUACACACCCAAGGCAGUCAAACCUGAAAUGACGAUUGUCAGUAAUGCAGCAGCGAUCAGUAUGGAAGAAGUGACGCCAGUGAAUGUAUCAGAGGCAACCUUAUUAGCACCGGAAGAAGUGUACGACAAGAAGCGUACAGAAUUGAAAUCAACGACAGAGAUGGACCAAGCAGAAAGAAAGCGUCUAAGAGCGCAAAAGAAAAAGUUAAAGAGAAAGGAACGCGAGAUGAAGGAGAGAGAAAUCAAGGUGAUGCAAAAGUACAAUCCUCAAAUAGGACAAAAGCAAGCCAAGGUGAAGGCCGUCAAGCAGUUACUGGGUCAGAAAAAUGUUACUGUUAUUGGCAAAGAAGGCCAACAACAAAAGAAAAAGUAA